UAAAAUAAGUUAAAUACAUUUCGGAUUCGAAUUAAAGUGAACUUUUCUUUUUGGCAUAUCAAAAAUACAUUCCAUUAAAAAGGUACUAUAUCCGUCAAGCCCAAAUACCGUUAGCGGUGUGAAAGUGCAUACAAUAAUGUAAAUUACAACUCAUAUAUUUGCUUCUGUACUAGGACUUCGAUACAAAUGGCCAGUUCAGAAGAUACUUAUGCAGAAAGCACAGACUACGAGUCUAUUCUUAGUAAUACAGAAGACACCAAGUGCGUUGAUUAUUAUAAAGCACUUUUAGAAAACUCUCCACUAUUUAAUAAAGUAAUCUGUGAAAAGGCGUUGGCAUGCCUACGCAGGUUGCCGAACUCCACUAAUCAGAAGACUAUUCAAGAGAUUAGUAAGCGGUUAGGGUUAAGUCCAAAGCAAGUGAGAAAUGUCUUGAUGCCUAAACUGCUUUUAAGUGGAUUAAGCACUUCGAAGGAUAAAUCGGAACAGCGGAGUAGUGGAGUAAUAAAUACGGAGGUCACAGAGGCAAAAGGCGUGACUGAAGACAUAACUGAAAACAAAACUGAAGACAUGACUGAAGAUACAACUGAAGACAUGACUAAAGUCAUGACUGAAGAGAUGGCUCAAAAAAUCUCUGAAGACGUGACUGAAGAUAUAACUUGUGCGGUUUAUAAUAUUUCAAACAAUAAGAAGAAGAAAGGUGCAGAAGCCAAAAAAUAAAAGUCGAAAAACAUCGAUGGGUGAGUGUAUAUAAUAUAGCCGAUGUUAAAGUCAGUAUCCUUAGAGUAGAAGCAGGAGAGACGAAAUAGACUAACAAAAUAUGAAUGCUACUGAUGAAAUCAAUACUCCUUGUUGCCGAAAUUGAAAUUUUGUAAGCAACAUUAGAACUAAGUACCUAUUUAAUUAGACAACUUUGCAAACACAUUUGUUGGAAGGAUGAGGAGAGCUCGGAUUUUAUUACAAUCAUUAAAUAACAAUUUGGUUGAAUAUUAUAUGGAAAUCAUUUAUACCACGAACUUGUAUAGAAAAUUAUAAGUUUCGU
Molecule: messenger RNA, 1039 nt
Organism: Teleopsis dalmanni
Lineage: Eukaryota; Metazoa; Arthropoda; Insecta; Diptera; Diopsidae
Exons: 3
Coding region: 187-717 (176 amino acids)
Source: RefSeq, a predicted model, not a curated record